AUGGACAUGAGAAGAUUGUCGGUCCAGAAAGCCGCCGCCGCGAGCAACGCCGCCGCCGCAGUACUCUUCCCUCCGAUCAAGCGACCCCUGACGGUCUCGCCUCAUUCCCUGCCGAAACCCGGAAGCCCGGCGCCGGAAACGCCGGAAGUGGGCCUGGGGCCGUCGCAUACCAAGGCCGCACCACCUGGGCCGGUUCCAUUUGAUCGGAAAAGCCUGUCUUCGAUUCUGUCAAGCUCAAAUUUGAAUUCUUGCAACUGUGGUGAUCUGCUGAGCAAUUUGGGCCCACACCAAUUUGAUUCCCUCUUCUGGGAAAUCCACAAGUACGUUGAUCCUUCGACCACAUUGAAGUUCUUUUACCUGGCCUGCAGUUCGUACGGAUAUAGAUUCACGCUUAGGUCGUAUAGUGUCCUGUUCCACUUGUUAGUCUCUAAGAAUCUUGAUUCAGCUGCGAGGCUGUUGUUGAUAAGGUUGAUUGAUCGGAAGUUGCCUAUGACUUUGCCGGAUAGUAAUGUGAAGCUGCACAGACAGAUUUCAUCAGUUAUGGCAGACACUCUACUGAGUUCGGAGAAACUCCGGAACGAGGUUAGAGGAUUCGAUAUUUUGGUUCAUGUUUAUGCCAGUGAAUUCAAGUGUUUGGGGUUAGAUGUUGCUGUUGAAGUGUUUAGGAUUUUGUGGGGUCGAAGGGUAUUUCCAUCCUUCAAGACAUGCAACUUCUUGAUGACCUCACUUGUUAAGGCGGGCAAACACGGGGUAAGUUACGAGGUUUUUCUUACUAUUUCCAAUGCAUCUUUGCCGGACGUUUACUUAUACAGUACUGCAAUAAAUGCAUUGUGCAAAGGGGGCAGAGUUAACGAGGCAUUGGCGUUGUUUAAGCAAAUGGAGAAUGUAGGUGUUGUUCCUAAUGUUGUCACUUAUAAUAACCUCUUGGACGGGCUUUGUAAAUGUAAGAGCUUUGAUGAUGCAUUUCAGCUCAAGGAGAGAAUGCUACAUGAAGGGGUUAAACCUACUAUCGUGACCUAUGGCUUGCUUAUUAAUGGCCUUAUGAAAGUCGAAAAAUACGAUAAAGCUGAUUUUGUUCUGAGAGAGAUGUUGGAAAAAGGACUUGUCCCGAAUGUUGUAGUUUAUAACACGCUGAUUGAUGGGUACUGUAGGAUGGGAAAUAUGAGAAAGGCCCUGAAGUUGAGGGACGAUAUGUUAUUACGAGAUCUUAUUCCGAAUUCGGUUACCUAUAAUACUCUUGUAAAUGGUCUCUGCAAGGAUAACCAAAUCGACUUGGCCGAACAGUUGUUGAAUGAGAUGGUGAUGGGAAGUUUCAGCAUAAAUUUAGGCACCAUGAGCUCUGUUAUUCACGGUCUGUGUAAAAACUCGAAAUUUGACCCUGCUUUGAAAUUCAUGGUCCUAAUGAUCUUCAAGAACAUAAAGCCUAACGAUGGUUUGCUGACAACUUUGAUGAGAGGACUUUGCCGGGCCAAUAAGCACGCACAGUCCCUGAACCUAUACAAUAUGCUGCGUGAUAAAGGAUUUGCAGCUAAUACUGUGACCUCAAACGCACUUGUUCUUGGAUUAUGUGAGGCUGGUAAAAUGCAAGAGGCUAUACUGUUUCUCAAGAGUAUGCUGGACAGAGGUGUUGGAUUAGACACUUCUACUUACAAUGCACUCAUUUACGGAUGCUGCAAAGAGGAUAGGAUCGAAGUCGGGUUUAAGCUAAAAAACGAAAUGUUCGAACGAGGAAUUCCACCAGAUAUCAUGACUUACAACUUGCUGAUACAUGCGCUGUGUAACAAAGGCAAAAUGGACAAGGCUCUUUUGCUGUGGCACGAAUGCAAGAAAAAGGACCUCGUUCCUAAUGUACAUUCGUAUGGGGUUAUGAUAAAUGGAUUCUGCAAUUCGGAGAACAUCGAAGAGGCUAAGAGAUUCUUCCAUAAUUUGCUGACUCAGAAUAUCAAACCGAAUUCGGUCUUGUAUAAUACGCUCAUUAGAGCGUGCUCUAGGAACGGUAACAUGCAAGAAGCUCUUAAUUAUUUCAGUGACAUGAAAAAUAAAGGCAUCCCUCGUACUCUUGCCACGUAUUCUUCUCUAGUACAUGGAAUGAGUAGUGUUGGCCGAAUAGAAGAGUCGAUAAAUUUGCUUGUCGAGAUGAGAAAGGAGGGUUUGGUGCCUAAUGUUGUAUGCUACACUGCACUAAUCGAUGGUUACUGUAAAUUAGGCCAGAUGGAUAAAGCCAGGGGUGUUUUAAACGAAAUGUCUGCACUCAACCUAGAGCCUAACAAGAUAACAUACACUGUUAUCAUCAAUGGGUACUGCAAGAUGGGUAAUUUAAAAGAAGCUUCUAGGACUCUUGAGGAAAUGGUGAGCAAGGGUAUUACUCCAGAUUCGGUGACUUACAAUGUGUUGACACACGGGUUCUGUAAGGAAGGUGCAGUGAAAGAAGCUGUUAGCUUGUGGGAUUCCAUGUCUGAUAGAGGGGUGCAUUUAGAUGAAGUUGGUCAUACUUCAUUGGUACAUUGCAUGUCUAAGCAGAAAGGAAAUGAAAAUGACUGA
This is a messenger RNA of Striga hermonthica, 2541 nucleotides long. NCBI's taxonomy places the organism in Eukaryota, Viridiplantae, Streptophyta, Magnoliopsida, Lamiales, Orobanchaceae. The record is from the annotation of a GenBank genome assembly.